Messenger RNA from Mucor velutinosus, 1047 nucleotides. RefSeq lists its product as uncharacterized. The record is from RefSeq and is a predicted model, not a curated record. The transcript is spliced from 3 exons. The coding region runs from base 1 to 1047 and encodes 348 amino acids. Gene Ontology annotation, biological process: G protein-coupled receptor signaling pathway. Gene Ontology annotation, cellular component: cytoplasm; heterotrimeric G-protein complex. Lineage: Eukaryota; Fungi; Mucoromycota; Mucoromycetes; Mucorales; Mucoraceae. Gene Ontology annotation, molecular function: protein binding; signaling receptor complex adaptor activity.
AUGAGCUCCAAUACAAUUGAUAUAGCAGAGAGAACAGCUGCAGCAAGGCGAGAGGCAGAGCAAUUGAAAGACAAGAUAAAGCAAAAGAAAGAGGCUUUAGCAGAUACUACACUCAAUCAAGUAGCACAAAACGUCGAGAAAUUACCACGGCUAUCAAUGAAAGUGCGUCGUACAUUAAAAGGACAUUUAGCAAAGAUUUAUGCUAUGCAAUGGGCAGCCGACAAACGACAUCUAGUAUCUGCUUCGCAAGAUGGAAAACUGCUGGUAUGGGACGCCUACUCAACAAAUAAAAUAUACGCUAUACCAUUGAGAUCGUCGUGGGUCAUGACAUGUGCUUAUGCGCCAACUGGAAAUUUUGUGGCAUCGGGUGGAUUGGACAACGUGUGCUCGAUAUUCAAUCUAAAGGCAAGAGAAUCACCAACGAAACCAGCAAGAGAGCUAUCGGGUCACACAGGCUAUAUAAGCUGCUGUCGAUUCCUUAGUGAUACGCAGAUCCUGACGUCGAGUGGUGAUACAACAUGUGUGCUUUGGGAUAUUGAUGCUGGUGUAAAGAUUGAUGAAUUUACUGAUCAUACUGGAGAUGUCAUGAGUUUGUGCAUCUCGUCAAAUCCAAAUGUGUUUGUUUCGGGCGCUUGCGACGCAACUGCUAAAAUUUGGGACAUUAGAAGCAAAAAAUGCGUACAAUCCUUCAGUGGUCAUGAAUCAGAUAUCAAUGCAGUCCAGUUCUUCCCUAACGGCAAUGCUAUCGGUACAGGAUCUGAUGACGCCAGUUGCCGAUUAUUUGAUCUGCGAGCCGACCGCGAGCUCAACAUCUUCACUCAUGAACAAGUCUUUAGUGGAAUCACAUCAGUAGCAUUUUCGAUUUCUGGAAGACUCUUAUUCGGUGGUUAUGAUGACUAUCACUGUCAUGUUUGGGAUACUUUAAGAGGUGAAAGAGCAGGUGUCUUGAGUGGACAUGAAAAUCGAGUAUCAUGUCUAGGUGUAUCAACAGAUGGUAUGGCUCUAUGUACAGGCAGUUGGGAUAAUCUAUUGAAGAUUUGGGCUUAA